GAGAAAGACAGGCAAUAUAUAGCAGUAUGUGCAGAUGACGGUGACAUCCCGAGGGAAGCUUUAGUUAGUACGACGUAAGCAAGCCCUAGUUCAGGCGUUCAUCAUAUUGAGCUGAUUUUUCUGAAUCUGUGCUACCCCCACUGAAUCUGGGGAGUCAAAGGUAGCCUCGUCUCAAACCCGAAUGGCAGUAAUCCAAGAUCUGCCUUUAGAACUGAUUCAACAGCUCCUCCUCGAACUAGACCCAUUAGACGUUGCCAACGUCUCCCAAACAUGCACCACUUAUGCAGCACUUGUCUACGAUCCCCAUGGCAUCUCCUUCUGGCGCGAACUUUAUCUCAGGCAACCAUUCGAUGAUCCUCGUACUUGUUACACUGAAUUGGGGGACCCGGUUGGUCCUCCCAUCGACUGGAAAACCAGAUUGAAACGCAUCAUCAGAGCCCGAACGGUUGUGAACGACCCGAGUAAAUGCCGGAUUGACGAGCGACGCCAGGUCUACCAGACGUUACUGGAUAUGGUACGAGAGAUCCCGCCAACGAACAGCGACGCCGAGCAAUCUCUCAAUGCAGCCUAUGUUGUCUCUCUCCUGGACGGCCGCGAGUUUCUUGAUCUCGAGUCUUGCUGGACAGAACCCCUCGAUCGUGAAGAGCGUCAGAUUAGAGCUCGGAUUCACACUUAUUUCGGUCUGACUGCGAAGGAUUUGCAACAACCAAGGAGGACAGAGGCUCGAGGGCAGGUCUAUGCGAUGAGGAACUACAAGCCUCUGAACUUCUAUGGGCCGUUUUUGAAAGAUGGAAGUGCAAGAGUAGAUUGGGAAAUGAUGUCGCAUAUACAUCUGGUGAUGUCUAUUCACGUCGUUCCACCCAUCAUAUAUGAUGGAUUUAGGUAUAUUAUAUACCCUAUGUGCUUGCCAUAUUGUCAGAGUGAGAUACCCCGGGGUAUUGACCUUGACAAGGAGGUGGAUUGGGCGGGCAUCACUGGCACUUGGAAGUGCUCGUUCUGCUUCAUAGAUCAUCGAGAACUUCUCGUGUUCAAUAAUUAUAACGUACGUGCAUGUAAGAACCUAUUGAACAUGUGCCGCUUAUUUGUGCAGCUCUCCGACCAGAUUCGCCUUGAUACAUCUCUAUUUGACGAUCCCAAUUUCAUCGAAAUAUUCCGCACGAUCAAUGUGAAGUUCCAUGUAAAGGAUUCCGAACCUGAUCCAAAUCACCCCACACGUCCGAAACUACAUUUCGACGGUGAAAUCGAGGGCCAUGCUCAUAUGUUUGGCUGGGUUGCAAUCACGCCUGACGACAAUCUCAGAUGGCACUUUGAAUCUGGAGAACCGGGAAACCCUGUAUGGAGCUCCGAAGGGGUGCAAGUUGGCGGCGUUCGUUCAUUGUAUGGCGUCCUCGGUGUGUGGACAAGCGUAGAACAUGAUAUCAAUGACCCUGUUGGCCCUUUCUGGCUGCGCAAGGUCUUGGAGCCAGGCGAUUCUGGUGCUGCCUUCGAGGCUUCUGCUAAUCGAUGAGAGUGGACGCUUUGCUGGGAGUCUACAAUACGCUGGGACUUUGGAAGAAUCAGUUGUUUAUUGUAUUUUCGCAACCACAGUGACAUAUUACAAUACUCUUAGAGUCCAAGACGACGUAAUAAUCACUUUGUAAUGCUCGUCAGUAAAGGAGGCUUGUGCAGGAAUCGAACCCAAAAGAGAUCG
Molecule: messenger RNA, 1690 nt
Organism: Somion occarium
Lineage: Eukaryota; Fungi; Basidiomycota; Agaricomycetes; Polyporales; Cerrenaceae
Source: the annotation of a GenBank genome assembly